AUGGAGGUUGCUGUGAGCGAUACCCAUCAUGAGGACUUCAGCCUGUGGGGUCAGAACCUGGCGGAAGCGGAGGGGCUCAAAACCUCCGCAGCUUUCGAUGCCAAACUGACCUAUCCCUUUGACAUGGGUCAUCCGCCAUCUAGCAAACAGGCUUCCACGCCGACUGGCUUAGAGGCAGGUCAUGAUACGCACGAGCCAAUUGCCAUUUGUGGCAUGGGCAUGAGGUUACCAGGAAACGUCAGAACCAGCGAGCAACUAUGGGAACUGCUGGUGAACAAAGUCGAUACCCGGGGGGAAGUUCCAUCAGACAGAUGGAAUGCUGAAGCAUUUCAAGGGAAAGACAAGAGAUAUGGCUAUUUCCUCGAAGAUGUUGAUCUUAGCAAGGUGGACACAUCUUCAUUCAAGAUGUCAAGAGCUGAGAUCGAGAAGCUGGACCCCCAACACCGUGUCAUGUUGGAAGUCACAAGAGAAACGCUGGAGAAUGCCGGCGAAGCUGGGUGGCGUGGAAAGCAGAUUGGGUGCUACAUUGGCACCUGGGGAGACGACUGGAAAGAGCUGCAGACGAGAGACAAACUCGAGGCCGGCUUGGCCUCUGUCCAAAGCCACUCCGAUUUCAUGAUGGCCAACAAGAUAUCGUUCGAGUAUGACUUUAGAGGCCCAAGUUUGGUAGUCAAGACGGCAUGUUCAUCAGCCCUUGUCGCUCUUCACAUUGCCUGUACAGAUAUUCGAAAUGGUAGCACCACAUCAGCUAUCGUCGGAGGAGCUAACAUGCUCCUGACGCCAACUGGAACGCUGGCCAUGGAGCAAGCUGGAGUAUUAAGUCCAAACCAGUCCUGCCGCACAUUCGAUGCUGAUGCAGACGGGUACUGUCGGGCAGAAGCUUUCAACAUGCUCUACAUCAAGAAGCUUGACGCUGCCGUGCGUGAUGGAAAUCCUAUUCGAGCCAUCAUUCGCUCAACCUCUAGCAACCACGACGGCGUGGGCGAUGGCAGCAUGUUCGCCCCUAGCCCCUAUGGGCAAGAGGCAGCAAUUCGCGAAUGCUACCGCACCGCAGGCAUCGAGGACUUUGGCAGGACGGCGCAUUUUGAAUGCCACGGAACUGGUACCGGAGUUGGUGACCCGGUUGAAACCGAGGCCAUCGCCAAUAUCUGGGGCUCUAAUGGUGGUAUUACUAUUGGCUCUGCUAAGCCCAAUUUCGGUCAUUCAGAAGGUGCUUCUGGAAUCACUUCAGUUAUGAAAUCAAUUCUUGCGCUGGAGCAUAAGACCGUUCUUCCCAACAUCAAAUUUAACAAGCCAAACCCGAAAAUUCAAUGGGAAAGCGGGCUCAGAGUUCCAACUGAUUCGACCGCGUGGCCGAAAGACCGCAGUGAGCGUAUCAGUAUCAACGCCUUUGGUCUAGGUGGUUCAAAUUCACAUGUGAUUAUAGACUCCGCCGACUCCUUUGGCCUCGGAUCUUCUGUAUCGAACGGUGUAGCUCUCCCCCCGAUUGAAGAUUCACGUCCAAAGCUUUUGGUUGCUAGUGCCAACCGAGCCAGUUCAGCUAAGGAGGGAGCACAAAAUCACACUCAGUAUCUCGCAGCACAUCCUGAAAGGCUUAAUGACAUUGCACACACUCUCGCCCUCCACCGAGAACAUCUCCCAUGGAGGACAUUUGCAGUAACCAACGGGGUGGAACCCCCUGAGUUCUCAGCCCCUGUAAAGGCACCUUCAACCACACCACGGCUAAAUUUUGUCUUUUCUGGCCAAGGUGCACAAUGGGCAGGCAUGGGAGCAAAGCUCAUUGCGGACUUCCCCGCAGUUCGGGGCGACUUUGAGAAGAUGGAACAAGCUUUAUCAAACUUGGAUGCCGAAGUGGCCCCUAAAUGGAAGCUCAGAGAGGAACUACUCAAGUCGAAAGACGACAGCCUGGUUUCCAAAGCAGAAUAUGCUCAACCUCUGUCUACCGCCCUGCAAAUAGUGAUUGUAAACCUUCUACGAUCUUGGGGAAUUCUUCCGGCCUCCGUGGUUGGCCAUUCAAGUGGUGAAAUUGCAGCCGCAUACGCCUGUGGAGCAUUGACCAUGGAGCAGGCUAUCAUUUGUGCUUUCAUGAGAGGCUAUGCUACCACUCAUGUGACACGAGUUGGCGGUAUGGCCGCUGUUGGGCUGGGCAAAGAGGAUGCCCAGCCAUAUCUUGUCGAUGGGGUCAUAGUGGCAUGUGAAAACAGCCCUACGACAGUCACUCUGUCAGGAGAUUCAGAUAAGCUCGAUGAAGUGAUCCAGGCUCUGAAGAAGGAUUCCCCGGAUAUACUGGCAAGACGGUUACAUGUCGAUAAGGCGUACCAUUCCCAUCACAUGACGGAAGUCAGUGCUUUGUAUGAGCGUCUGACACCCACCUUCCAGAGUGAAGCACCUACAGUUCCCUUCUUCUCGAGUGUUACCAACACUGUCAUCCGGGAGGCAAAGGUCUUGGGAGCCAGCUACUGGAGACAAAACCUGGUGUCUCCAGUUCUCUUCAACACCGCUGUGCAAAAUCUCCUCCAGUGGCAAGAGAAAUCCACCGAUGGCCUCUUCUUGGAGAUCGGACCCCAUUCAGCUCUUCAAGGACCUAUUCGACAGAUCCAAAACUUCCUUAGUACAAAGUCGGCAUAUUUGCCAACAAUGGUGCGGAAUGAAAAUGACUCUGCUUCGCUUCUCCGCACUGCCGGCAGUCUCUUCGCCCAGGGCGUCAGCGUUGCCUUUGAAGCGGUAAAUCCCGCUGGUAGAGUCGUGCCUGAUCUUCCAAGAUAUUCUUGGCACCACGACACUAGUUUCUGGUACGAGAGUCGCCUGACGAAAGAUUGGAGAUUUAGAAAAUGGGCACAUCACGAGAUUCUUGGCUCAUCAAUUGUGGAAUGUUCCGCUUUGGAGCCCAUGUGGCGGAAUCUUCUCAAAGUCGGCGAUAUCCCGUGGCUUCGUGACCACAUGGUGGCAAAGGAUAUUAUUCUUCCAGGUGCGGCAUACAUGAUUAUGGCCUGUGAGGCAAUGCGACAGUUCUCGAACGAGUCAACGAAGGGAUUCUCUUUGAGAAAUGUCAGCCUCACCACCGCCUUGGUCUUGCAAGAAUCAACUCCUGCCGAGACUAUCUUCGCCCUGCGUCCGGUGAAGCUCACAAAGUCUCUUGAUUCAGUGUGGCAUGAGUUCACGGUAUCCUCAUACAAUGGGACCACUUGGACACAACACUGUGCUGGGCAAGUCCGCGUAGGUUCUGAUAGUCCACCUGAACCCCGGAAGAUCAGUGACCUGCCCCGUAAAGCCGAUAUAAAGGGUUGGUACACGACAGCUCAAAGCCUUGGAAUCUAUUUUGGACCGCGGUUCCAAGGUCUUGACCCCGAGCGCACAACGGCACACCCUCUUCGCAAUGUGCUUGUUGGCCAUAUUUCCAACAAUAUUGCCGACAUUGUACAGGAGGAGGAACCAGCGUAUCCUCACGUACUCUUCAUUGACUAUUGCCUGCAAUUAUUAUUGCAAGCCCCCAGCAGAGGCAUCAAUAGAAAGCUCCGUGGCCUGGCGCUACCCACAUUUAUCGGCAGCUUCUACAUUGGAAAGCCACCUGCCGAUGGGGAGGUUGCCGUCGAAGUAUCCGCAGAUAUUGUCAAGAGGGGAGAUAUUCAGGGAAAUUGCUACAGUGCCGCCAAUGAUGGGGGGGUUGUCGUCCAGCUCGAGAACGUGAAGCUCACCGCUUCGGCAGAAAGAGAAGAGACGAAACUCAGCGACAGCGUCAGGAUCCAAUGGAAGAGCGAUCUUGAUAACCAACAGCUUAGCAAGCUGCUUGUCUGCGAGAGAAACUCUGUGGAAGUCAGAAAGGCUACCAUAGUGUUGCAAAAGCUCCUCCUCCUUAGCUGUGUGGAAGGACAGGCUCGUCUCGAUGGCCUGGAGACCAUUGCUACAGACCACUUGGAAAAGUUCCGCCAAUGGCUUAACAAGGAAGUCAAUACUGCUCAUGCUGAGGGAUACCUAAUGGUUGAUGACACGCCUCAAAUGCUCGCGUUGUCUCCUUCAGAGCGUUAUGAAACAAUCGCCCGCUUAGAGAAGGAGUUGCAGCAAACUCAACUCGCCCCACUGGCCACAGCCAUCAAGCGAAUCUUAGACUCUAUCAAACCAAUUUACACUGGGGUGAUCCCAGGUCUUGAUGUGCUGAGACAAGAUGACUUGCUUACACAAAUUUACAACACGACACACGAUUGGGACUUGUCUAAGUUUGUGCGUUUGUUGAGCCACCGCACGCCAAACCUUCGUAUCCUGGAGAUUGGCGCUGGAACUGGAGCUACGACAGCACUGAUUCUUCCAAAUUUGAUCUCUGAAUACGGUGAGCGUAUGUUCGGCUCAUACGUCUUCACUGAUAUUUCAGCAGGUUUCUUUGGAGCUGCGAAGGAGAGAUUCGGAAACCUGCAGGGGAUGCAGUUCCAGACACUCGACAUCGGCAGAGACCCAGAGGAGCAAGGUUUCGAGCUGGGGUCGUUCGAUCUUAUUGUUGCCGCAAAUGUUCUCCAUGCUACACCUAGCCUCCAAGUGACCCUGUCUAAUACCAGGAAGCUGCUGCGGAACAACGGUAAGCUGCUUCUCCAGGAGAUGCAUUCGGCAACGAAGCCCUCAAACUACGUAAUGGGUGUUCUUUCUGGAUGGUGGCUUGGUGAAGCCGAUGGACGCGCGGAUGAACCGUACAUUUCUCCUGAAAGAUGGGACAAGGAGCUUACCAACACUGGAUUUGGCGGCGUAGAGGCUGCUAUUCUCGACGACGAGGAACCUUACUCAACGAACGCUUUCAUCAUCGCUUCUCCCAAGAUUGACAAGGCCCCCGCCUCCAAGGUCAACAUUCUUUCUUCAAAGCCCGAUGGACCUGUGGCUGAGUCAAUUUCAACUGCAUUGAAGAGCCAUGGUCUUGCAGUGGAGUUUGUCUCCUUGUCCGACCGAGCCCUGGAAGGUGGUAUCAUCUCCAUCCUGGACCUUGAAGGCGAUGCUAUCUUUGACAACAUCACUGAAGAGACAUACAACAAUCUCCGCGGCUUCUUGUCAACGUUGAAAUCCAAGGCGCUUUGGUUGACAAAGCCAUGCCAAAUCGAGGCCACUGAACCACAGUAUGCCGCCAUCAUCGGUCUUACUCGAACGCUUCGCAAAGAAGUGGGCAUCAGUAUCGGCACUCUGGAGCUCGACGAGAUAGAGUCCGCAGGGGCUAAGAAGGCAAUCUUUGAUAUCUAUCAGAGGCUUCAUUAUGACCCUGUAUCCGCAGAGGUCGAUCCUGACUACGAGUUUGCCUGGUCGAAUGGCGAUAUCCAGCUUCCCCGAUGCCACUGGUUUUCAGUCACCGAUGAGGCUUCCUUUAAGAGACAAACUAGCGGCCUUACCGUGAAGACACUCCAGAUCGAAAAGCCAGGUUCUCUGAAGACACUGAAGUGGUCAGAAGCGUCAUACCCGGAGAUUGGGGCAGGUAAUGUUCUCGUGGAUGUUCGUGCUGUAGGAAUGAACUUCAAGGAUGUUCUCAUCGCGAUGGGCGUUGUGGACGGUGUUCUGGGCCAUGAGUGCGCAGGAGUCGUCACGGCCGUGGGCUCCGGAGUUUCCGGACUCCAAGUGGGCGACAGAGUUGCCGCUGUGGUUCAUGAAGGAUUCACAACAACAGCACUAGUACAAGUUGACCAUGUUGUCAAGAUCCCCGACGAGUUGAGCUUUGAAGACGCAGCUACGAUGCCAACUGUGUACACCACUGUCAUUCACAGUCUUCUGAAUCUUGCCCAUCUUGAGGCAGGCCAGACCGUUUUGAUUCACUCAGCAUGUGGUGGUGUUGGUUUGAGUGCAAUUCAAAUCUCGCGACUAAUAGGUGCAGAGAUCUUUGCUACAGUAGGAAGCGAGGAGAAGGUCCAGUAUCUUGUGGACAAUUUUGGCAUUCCCCGUACUCGGAUAUUCAACUCCAGAGAUUCCAGUUUCAAGCAAGGUGUUCUGAAAGAGACUGGAGGCAAGGGAGUGGACGUGGUCUUGAACUCUCUGUCCGGGGAGCUUCUUCAUGCAUCGUGGCAAUGUGUUGCUGAGUUUGGUACCAUGGUCGAGCUCGGAAAGCGUGAUUUCAUCGGUCAAGGUCGCCUUGCCAUGGACACCUUCGAGGAUAACCGUGCCUUCUUUGGCGUCGAUAUGAGCAAGUUCUACCAGAAGCGACCAGUACAGACCAAGAAAUUACUGGAGCAGAUGAUCAAGUUCUACCAGGAGGGCCAGGCUCAAUCAAUCAAACCCAUCAGGGCGUUUGAUGCAGUUGAUAUACAAGAGGCAUUCAGAUUCAUGCAAAACGCCCAGUAUAUUGGCAAGCUGGUCAUCCGCAUUCCAGAGGAUGCGUCUGUUCUCGGGGCAGCACCCUUGCAGAGCAGCUUUACCCUCCGCUCAGACCGGUCUUAUUUCCUUGCCGGUGGCCUUGGUGGGUUGGGCCGAUCCGUCUCACUUUGGAUGGCCGAGCACGGGGCUAAGAAUCUGGUUUACCUUUCCCGAAGUGGUGGUAGCAAACCUGAAGAUGCUGCUCUCGUUCGUGAUCUCGAAGCCUCUGGCUGCACAGCACAAAUCUUCCCGGGAAGCGUGGCGAAUAUUACCGAUGUCAAGAACGCCAUCAGCAACGCGAAGCUUCCCGUUGGCGGUGUCUUGCAAUUCUCGAUGGUUCUCAGGGAUAACGCAUUUGAGAACAUCCCAUAUGAGGAUUGGCAAGCGGUUUGGGGCCCUAAGGUCCAAGGUACUUGGAAUCUCCAUAACGCGCUCGAGGGCCAGGACUUGGACUUCUUCCUCAUGUUCAGCUCUGCUACGGGUCUAGGAGGUAUGCCGGGACAGUCAAACUACGCUGCUGCGAACACAGUGCUCGAUGCCUUCGUCCAGGCCCGACAGAGCAAGGGGCUCGCUGCCUCUGUAAUCGAUCUGGGUCCAGUCGAUUAUGUCGGUUUCAUGGUUCAGAACCCAGAGGUUGCUGCUAGGAUGUCAGCUGAGGCGUUCUAUUUCAUUCCGGAGCAGGCAUUCCUGGACGCUAUCAAGCUGAGUAUGCAGAACUCGUCGGUUGAUGUGAGAUCAACGGAUCCUCUUUCUGCGUCGGGUUUUGUCAGUUCAAGCCAAAUCGGUGUCGGCCUUCGAAGCACGCUGCCUCUUUCAUCGCCAAACAACAGAGUUUACUGGAGAGCAGACUCGAGAUUCGCUCUGUACCGCAAUAUUGAAGAGAGCGGAGAUGCUUCUGAUGCGAACGCAGGCGGCGACCCAGACGACGGAGGCUUCGGGCUUUUCUUGAAGACGGCAGACGCAGAGCCGCGAUCGCUGGCCCAGGAGGACAAGAUUGCCGAAUUGGCUCAGCAUAUUGGGUCCAUGUUGUGCGACCUCAUGCUCAAGCCCCUGGAAGAUCUUGACGUGAAUCUCGGCGUUGCUGCGCUUGGUGUUGACUCUCUUGUUGCCAUUGAGCUGAAGAAUUGGCUGCGUCGAAAGUUGGUACUGGAGGUCAGCGUGAUUGAGAUCAUGAAUGCCCCGUCACUCUUGGCCUUGGCUCGUUUAGUAGGAGAGGGAUGGAUGAUUAAGAAGCGUGUUGGAACUCGGGAGGGUGACAAGUUUGUUUUUACGUCUUAA
Messenger RNA from Clonostachys rhizophaga, 7590 nucleotides. NCBI's taxonomy places the organism in Eukaryota, Fungi, Ascomycota, Sordariomycetes, Hypocreales, Bionectriaceae. The record is from the annotation of a GenBank genome assembly.